Messenger RNA from Candidozyma auris, 813 nucleotides. RefSeq lists its product as uncharacterized. The record is from RefSeq and is a predicted model, not a curated record. The coding region runs from base 1 to 813 and encodes 270 amino acids. NCBI's taxonomy places the organism in Eukaryota, Fungi, Ascomycota, Pichiomycetes, Serinales, Metschnikowiaceae. The transcript has a single exon. Gene Ontology annotation, biological process: post-chaperonin tubulin folding pathway; tubulin complex assembly. Gene Ontology annotation, cellular component: cytoplasm.
AUGGACCUCAUCUCUCAGAUCAACAAUUGCACCAGCAAUGAUGAGCUCUGCGAGCUAAAAGACAAAGUAGGUCAGCUCAACAAAGAGUCUAAAAUGCCACUCCCGCCGUUUGAACGAAGAAAGCUUCUCCAGAAAACCCAAAGAGCCAAUAGAGCCAUCGAGGAAGCCAACAACCGCGUCAACAGCGACUACUUUCGCUUUGAAGGCCCUCCACAGCCGCCGCUGUUAGUCCCCACGCAUACCGAAUCAGGAAAUCAACCAUCCCUGACCGUAGCAUCUAACCACUUCAGUGACAUCAACAACACCACUUUGGAGUUGGACAAGUGGCUAGCCCCAGGUCACGCCAGCGUGAGCAAUGUUGCUUUCUCCACUAUCUUCAACAACAAAGUGUGGCCAGGACUGAUGCGUCUCGAGAACGUGGCCGACUCAACCCUAACGGUCAACACAACCGGUCCCCUCAUGGCACGCAACGUCGCCAACUCUACACUCACCGUUCAGUGCCACCAGCUCCGGCUCCACAAUCUACGCAAUUGCACUGUCUACGUGAGGAGGAAUUGUGCAGUGGUAAUGGAAGAGUGCGCUGGGAUCAGAUUUGGAGAAAGGGUGCAAGGGGAGGGAAAAGAAGGGGAAGGUCAGGUCGAAAAAGGGGAACGAGAGGGUAAGGCCAACAAAGUUGAGCCGGGGCCAGGAGCGAAAAAUAAAGCCAGCUUCAGGGCGUGCCUCCAGGUUUUUGACUUUUCGUGGCCCUCGAGCGCGGAUAAUCCAAACUACGACUUUGUAGAGGGUCAGGCGAGUGAGGCCUCAGGAGGUUAG